CUCGGAACACAGUCUGUCUUCGUCCAAAGCAAGAACUUUAUGUCCCAGUUCCUGACCUUGGUAUGUUUUACUCGAUGUGAUUCCUGUUUUGCCUGAAAAGAGAGAAAAUGAUUCGACAAGGUCAAGAUGCUAGGCCUUUCACCCUUGUUGGGAUGACCCAAGCGGAAAGGAAAGUCUUACUGGAUCUUGUUCGACAGGAGGCUCCUGCUUUACUUCACCCUGGUGCUGUCAAACGUAUACGGCCUGGUACUUGGGACCUCAUAAUGACAAAGUUCAAUGAAUCCACGUCCUGCUCCAGAUCCGUGGCCCAGCUGAAGUCUUGCCUGCAGAACAUCAUGCGUAAAACACUUCAAAAGAAGGCCGGCGCAUGCACCACUCAGCCGUCAUAUCGCAAGAUCAACUUCUUAAUUUUCGAGAAGAAUUUGAUUCUCAACCUGGGAAAGCAGCGACCGGUUGUCUUCUCCAAGCUGAAAGAUGGAAAGACACAGGCACUGAAAAGAAAGGCAUGGACUGAGAUAAUGUGGGCAUUUAACAAAACCCCUGGCAUCAAGACUCAGCGCACUGCAAGGGAGAUUAAGAACUGCAUGGUCAACAUGACAAACAGAAACAAAGAGGUUGAUGAAUUCCUCAAGUCUCAAAUGCCAGGAUAUGCAAAGCAAACUAGUGUCGCUGAGCAGCCACACUUGGAAGGAACUGUAGUCCUGGCGGGUGUUCCACAUCCUGUAACUAACGUUCACGGGAAUAGUGUUGCACAGAGCCCGAUGCAGUCACCCACUGAUGGCACCAUGCAAUCAUCAGGCACAAAGUCUCACAAGAAUUCUCAACAAGGCCAGAGGAAUAAUCAAGUGGCCAAACAUAGAUUCCUCUUGCCCAAGCCUCCAGGUCUACCACCAUCAACUUUCGCAAAUCAGUCAACACCUGAUCUGAUGGGUACUGUUUCCCAAAGCAUGCAAAUGUCCCUACCACAGAAUAACAUCCCAAAUCCUGCAAAACCGGUUCGAACAUUAUCUGUUCCGCAAGUAUCUAUGACUUCAACACAGCUAUCUCCAUCUGUAUCAACUCUUCCAGCUCAACCUUCCCAGAUGCCCAUGCCUCACAUGAUGCAGGCGGGUCCAGCCAUACAGGUGCAGUCAUCAACAGGACAGCCUGUAGUUUCAGUCCAUACAUCUCAUGCACAACCUUUGCCGUCCAUGCCUUUACCUCCACCGCAAGAUUCUGUCCUCACAUCAUCAGGUUGGAUCCCUGACAAUCCAUCACCGCAUCAUCAAACUCCCUCUACUAGUAAACUCACAGGAGACAAUGGUGAUGACUGUGUCAUUGAGAUCAAAGAGGAGAGUAGUUCUGAACCGGAAGAAGUCUUCGGGCUUGAGGGCGAGUCAUCCACAAUGGAGGUCCACCAAUCCCCAAUAGACAUAUCACCAAGAUAUGGAGAUCAACUCUUGAAUCCAGGUGUGAACCAAGUCAAAAAGGCGUCACCUGCCCAGUCUACACUGCCCCAACGAGCAGAGCCUUCCAGCGAUAAGGAUGGUCUGAGGAAUGUGCAGAUCACUGUCCACAGAGAUCAGGGAGGUCACCAAAACCCCAUGGAGCAGAACCAAGGAACCAGUAACAUCGCUUCGUCAAGUUUUACAUCCGCACUCCCGUGUGAGGAGACUCCGAACUCUUCUGGCUAUCUCAUCCAGAGUAGCUCCCAGUUUCUUUCUCAAAACCAACUCUUCUCCCACGAUUCAAGCUGCUCGACAAAUGGACUAACGACUGAUCUCUCGACUGAGAUGCAGGACAGUGGCAUCCGCCUGUUGGAACCCAAAAAAGAUGGAGAGAGUUUUCGGAGAUCCCGGCUCAAGAGGAGGAAAGAAAGUGUCGGCACUUUAAGGAAGCGUCUCUUGCAGCAAGAACAUGAUCUUCGGGUGCAAAUGAUGAGAGAGGAGCAUGCAUGGAUGUUGGAAGAACACGUGUGGAAGCGAGAGGAACACGAGCUACGUAUGAAUAUGAUUAGGAUCAACUCAAAGUUUUAAAAAGGAAAAGAUAAAUAGGAAUCUUUUGUUGCUUGAAACAUUGAAAAUCCACUAUUUUUUUAAAUGUUUAUUUUAUUGUGUUCGAAUUUCUGACAUCCAUCUGUCCGAAUUCAUCCAGGAAGACGCCAUUGGAGUCAAAAGAAAAGAGAUAUUUCUUGACUUGGUCCUUAAAGACCCUUAAUCAAGUAUCAACAAUUUGUUUUUUAUUUUUAUAAGUAAAAAUUAAUAAUAUUGCCCAAUUUUAUGUCACAUCAAUUCAAUAUUACUUCCAGUAGAUGAAGUCUCAUGUAAACUGCCAUGCCCAUGACAAAUGUGUUGGACAGUUUUAUCAUUUCUGGUAUUAGAAUAAGGCACAAUGGGCAUCAUGGUUUACGCAUGCGAGUGUUCCCGAGGUUUUGUCAUGCCAAUAAAAGUGGACGUAAAAAAAAUUCUCAUUUAUGAAGAUAUGUCUCCCAUGAGUUCAAUUACCUGAAAACAAAUCAUGUGCUCUGAGACUGAUGAAAUUAUAUUACAUUAAACUUCGCAGUUGAUCCAGAUCAAAUUUUCCCCAAUGGAUUUGCAAGAGGAGAUCUGAAGUACAUUUUGUCUCGCCUGAACAAAGUUCUGCAGAGACCUUGUACCGGUAAUCACUUUUUCUGUUGUCUGUUGGUCUGUAAUUGUCUCGCCUGAAUGAAUUUUGGGAGACCUAGCAAUCACUGUUCCUCUUGGUCUGUUACAAAAAUGUUAAAGUACAAGUCCUCCCUAACAAACAGUUGAUUUGAAUAAAAGGAGAAAAAUCCAACAUGCAUGACAUUGAAAAUUGCAUCAAAAUUGGAUGUAAAAUAAGUUAUGACAUCUCAAAGUUUCACUUAAUUUCACAAAGCACUUACAUGCGUAUCCUUGUUGGAAUGCAAAUGAGCAGACUCAUUACCUACUCACUAUUUCUUUUGUAUUUUAUCAUAUGAAAAAU
Messenger RNA from Lytechinus variegatus (green sea urchin), 2964 nucleotides. RefSeq lists its product as uncharacterized. The record is from RefSeq and is a predicted model, not a curated record. The coding region runs from base 108 to 2015 and encodes 635 amino acids. Lineage: Eukaryota; Metazoa; Echinodermata; Echinoidea; Temnopleuroida; Toxopneustidae. The transcript is spliced from 3 exons.